AACGUAUGUUUAAAAAUAAAAUAAAAUAAUUUCACAAUAUUUUUGUUUUCCAGGAAAUAUAAGUUGUUUAAACGACCAGAAAACUGUCUGUGAAUGAAAAAUCGAAAAACUCUACUGACAUGAACUAAGCGGUUAAAAUGAGAUUCUGCCAUAAUCUUUAUUGCGCAAUGACCCAACACAGAGUGCUCGAGUCACACCGGGAAGCGUAGCAUAACUGUACAUGACCGACCGGGUAUUUUGGGGGGAAAUUGUUGGGACUUACUGCACACAACCAUGGCUGUUUCGGUCCUGCGCGCCUGGGGACAUGGUCGCGGGGCGUUUGCUGUCGCACAGCUGCACGUGAGGAACUACUCUGGUUCCUCCGGUGGACACUACAAGGUCCUAGUCCUCGGGGGUGGAAGCGGGGGCAUCACGAUGAGCGCGCGCAUGAAGAGGAAGGUUGGCGCAGAGAACGUGGCUGUCGUGGAGCCCAGCGAGAGCCACUAUUACCAGCCUAUUUGGACUUUGGUUGGUGCUGGUGCAAAGACAGUCAAGUCUUCCAGGCGACCCACUGCCAGUGUCGUACCAUCUGGGGUGAAAUGGAUCAAAUCCAGUGUCCAGGAGGUCAAUCCAGACAAGAACACUGUUCGCACGGCUGAUGGGCAGGAGAUCUCUUACCAAUUUCUGAUUGUGGCCCUGGGUCUACAACUUCACUAUGAAAAGAUCAAAGGGUUCCCAGAGGCUUUUGAACACCCCAAAAUAGGUUCAAACUACUCUGUAGAGACAGUGGAGAAGACUUGGAAAGCCCUGCAGGACUUCAAGGAGGGAAAUGCCAUUUUCACCUUCCCCAACACCCCUGUGAAGUGUGCAGGUGCACCUCAAAAGAUCAUGUACCUCUCUGAUGCCUACUUUCGAAAGCACCUCACUUUUGUUCUCCUCUACAAGACAGGAAAGAGGCCCAGAGCCAACAUCCUAUACAACACUUCCCUGCCAGUGAUAUUUGGGGUUAAGAAGUACGCUGACGCACUGUGGAAGCUGGUGAAGAGCAGGGACCUGAACGUCAACCUCAGGCACAACCUGAUCGAAGUCCGUCCCGAAAAGCGGGAGGCGGUGUUUGAGAAGCUCGACAGCCCGGGGGAAACGGUGGCGUAUGAGUAUGAAAUGCUUCACGUCACCCCGCCCAUGGGCCCCCCCGAGGUUCUGAAGGGGAGUCUGGUGUCUGAUGCGGACGGGUGGGUGGACAUCGACAAGAACACGCUGCAGCACAAGACGUACCCUAACGUUUUCGGUAUCGGGGACUGCACCAAUCUGCCGACGUCCAAGACAGCUGCUGCAGUGGCUGCACAGUCAGCAAUACUGGACAGAACCAUCUCAAAGGUGAUGAAAAAAGAAAAGCCGGAUAGAAAGUACGAUGGCUACACCUCCUGCCCAUUGGUUACCAGCUACAAGACCGUGAUCCUGGCAGAGUUUGAUUACAAUGGAGAGCCACUGGAGACCUUCCCUGUCGACCAGAGCAAAGAGAGCAGGAUCAUGUACCACAUGAAAGCUGACCUGAUGCCACACCUGUACUGGCACGGCCUGCUAAGGGGAUUGUGGGGAGGACCGGGGCCGUACAGGAAGAUCAUGCACCUGGGAAUGAAGUAGCACUCAGCUGCAGGAGGAACCUCUCCCUCCUUCGGCUCCUGUGUAGUCCUCUCCCGAACACCAUGUACACUUCCACCUCCCCAAAGCAUAUCCAUCCCUGGCCCAGUGUGCUUGUUCCUAAAAUUUGCUGCCUUGGUGGUCACUUUUCCUUUUCCCUUUUUUCUCCAGUGACUCAUAUAGGCUGCUUGUUUCAAGAUGAGUCCUGGAGUUGCAUAAUCAUUCUCUGCCUUCAAAAUAGUUCACUCUCCAGCAAAGGUCAAGUACCCAGUCCACCCCAAAAAACGUACACAUCUGCCACAAUUUCCCCCUUAACCAUAAAGUUCUGUGGGAUGAUUGCGUGGCCUUUAAAAGUCAGGGUUAAGAUUUAUCCUUCUUAAUUUGAUUAUCAGUCCAUGCUAAUAAAAUGAAAAGGGAUUGUGAAAAUUUCACAAAAAAAGCUAUUUUUAUAGACUAUAGCAAAGUUGUUGACUAAAAGCACAUAACCAAUUACUUACAGAGAAAUGAGACCAAAAAUGUCUAAAUGUAAGAAGGCCAGUGCAUUCUAUCUCAAGCGGUGGUUCACUGUAACGAACACCGUGAUGCUCAACUGCCAUGCCGAGGUGGGGGCUACACUGUUGAGUGCUAUUAAAUCCAUGGAAAUUGCUUAUUAGCUACAUGUGCUGUAAGCCAACCAGCAUUUAAAAAAUGAGCGAAUGUUCAUGGUGGGGCUGGAGAAAGGCGCUGCGGGCGAUAUGGUGCUGCAGGAGGGAGAAAGUGCUUUUAGUUUACGAUCGUUUUCAUGCAAUUUUUGUUAAUAUUGAUUGGAGCACUACGUUUGGUACCGUUAACAUGAACAGAAAAAUAUUCUGCGCCAUGCAUGUUGUGUAGUUUUAACCAAUGAUUACAGGCAGUCUUGCUACUACAUUUAUUUUUGAUUUGAAAAAUAUACUUUUUAUUCCUUCCCCUCCACGUUGUUGUAUGUUGUGUACUUUGAGUGUUUCAAAUACAACUGUAUUACUCCUCAGAGACAAAGAUCUAUUGUAUAGCCCUGGCUUAUACACAGAAUGAGGUGAACCACUGUAGCUAAACAUAGGUUAGGUAACAAAGUACAUAGAGUCCAAAAACUCUGCAGUUAUCUUCAUCUUUAGUUGGAACUACUAAUGUACAUCUGCAGACUGUUCCAAAGUCACGAGCUGGAGGUCUUGUGAUUACAUGCGAGCACACACAACGCGUGCCCGUUAUCUCACUGUGCCAACCGUUGCCUGGGAGACCGAUAAACUCCAAAGCUUCCAUCUAGCCCCAAGGCUGAAGCUACCUCUGAAACAGACCUAGGUCACAUACAUAACUUAAGUACUUAAUUACUUUUGAAUACUUAUUUAGAAAUUAUUUGAAAUUCAGCCAUUACAAAUACUGAGUAUAUAAACUACAAAAUGUAUUUAAAAAUACAUUUAAGGAGCAUUUGCAUGUAUUUGCAAUUACUUUCAAAUAUGUCUUAAAAAAACAUUUAAAAUACAGAAUUUUCUAAUAAAAAGUGUUUGAUUUAAUGAAAUUUUAAAAUACUUUCACAACAUAAGGCCAGUGGUGCAACAUGCGCAAUUUCACCAAGGUGUUGAAAAACUGAAAAGCACUGGACGUGAGAACCUAUCAGCUCUGAAAGUUGAGCAUUUUGUCUAAUUAGAGGACGGUAUUUUGAUGAGAACGCGUCAAGUGGCUGACAGACCCAGUCCAAUUUUACCGAUUUACAUUGUUAAUUGGUAGUGAAUAUGCACAGAAAAAUUUUAUUUUAUCAGUGUCUAACCUUAAACAAUGUAAAAUAUGGAACGUACAUAUGGCUGUUUGACAACAGAAAAAGAGGAAAUACAGGAAAAGGCCACUGACCUCACAUCAAAGGCCACUCAAAGAACUCUGGGAUACCCCCUUCAGUAUGAAGCCUAUAUUGUUUUCAUUUCGGUUGUCUCACAGAAAUAUAUACAAAAUAUUUUAAUAUUGUAUUUUAAUGUAAGGCUCUAAGUACUAUUUGAAAAGGUAUUUGGGUUUCUCAGGAAAGUAUUUAAAGGAAUGUAUUUUUUUAAUACUAUUUGGGAAAGUAUUUGGUUUUCCAUUAAAAUAAUUUCAGUAUUUCACAUGUAUUUGAAAAUACUUUAAAUAUGUAUUUCACUAUAUUUUCAAAUACAAAUGUGUAUUUGACCCAGGUCUGCUCUGAAAUUCUGCCGAAUCGAGAUAUGAACUGUGAAAGGAAAGUCAGUGUUGGGGGCAGGCUGAGCUGGCUUUUCCUAUUUUUUUUUUUUUUUCCCUUUUCCUGUUUCCUGUCCCAACUGCGAGCAGUCGCUAGGUGGGAGUUUAUUUACACACCCUGAACGCACAAUAAAAGAAAACCAAGGCAAAACCAUAUCCAACAAAGUGAAGACAAGAAGCUAACCCAGCUACCAGACAAAAAUAUAGGAAUGCUAUGAUGCUAGGAAUGUGUGCUUAAGUGAUUAAAAUUGAAGGCUUUUGAACAGUGGAGACUUGUAUUAGAAUUAUUAACAAUUAAAAACAUUAAACUGACAUGUACCAUAAAGAAUUGAAAUCUAAAAAGAUCACUGGAGAGUCAUUUUAUUGACAUGUGCCGCUAGAUGCAACCACAAGAACUGCGUUGGCGUUUAACAAAGCAAGAAAUUGCCAAUAAAUAUAAAUCCAUAUAAAAGAUUAAAAGCCAGCAAAA
Molecule: messenger RNA, 4306 nt
Organism: Anguilla rostrata (American eel)
Lineage: Eukaryota; Metazoa; Chordata; Actinopteri; Anguilliformes; Anguillidae
Gene: sqor
Product: sulfide quinone oxidoreductase
Exons: 10
Coding region: 274-1623 (449 amino acids)
Cellular component (GO): mitochondrion
Molecular function (GO): sulfide:quinone oxidoreductase activity; FAD binding
Source: RefSeq, a predicted model, not a curated record